Marchantia polymorpha subsp. ruderalis is the source of this 2139-nucleotide messenger RNA. Lineage: Eukaryota; Viridiplantae; Streptophyta; Marchantiopsida; Marchantiales; Marchantiaceae. The record is from the annotation of a GenBank genome assembly.
GGGACGAGCUUGAGGGAAGAGUUAAUUCCGUAGAUGAAAAGAUUUCUCUGACUCGACACAGAUAUGUCGAAUUUAAUGGUUAUCCAAAUCUCCAAUACGAGGACGGCUGGUCAUAAAGCUCAGCCCUUGCAAAGAGGCGAUUGAUGAAUAAACCUCCAAAACAGCUCAUUCAAUGAAAAGGUAUACAGUAAUUCCAACCAAUUUGUGGUUUAUGGCAAAUAUGUCAAGAGCCCCUGCAGCAUUUCGGCUCGUUAUCGGACAUAGAUGGCGGAGAUCCUCGCUCCGCCACUUCAUUUCCAGCGGACAAGGAAGAUACAACGGGAUGGACAAAUGGAUGGCUCGAAUGCCCAUUUAAUCGGGUCUCAAUGCGGGCCUUUUGAUGAUGCGGGGGAUCCAGCCCAAACUGUCACUUCACAACUUGCACGUACGUCCGUUUUCGAAGAUGCAGAUCUGAGACGACCGUCAUGAUGCUCCAAAAUGCAAGAUUUGGAGAGAUUUGCAAGACGAGACGAUGGAGAACGAUAAAGGGACAUGGGGUUGGGGUUUAGGGUUGACAAACGACAGCGUACGAAAGGGUGGCAACGAGCACGAGGUCGCCUGCUUAUUUGGAUUUCUUGAUCUUGAAAUGAGAUGACGAAACGACCGGAAAUCUUGUGCGUGCGAAGGUGCUCGAAAACAGGUGACUGAUCUAGAGACGGAGAGAGCGCAGAGAGGGAGGAGACAGAUGCGGCUCGAAGAAGGGCGAGGCCUAAAGCGAGCCGGGUGGAGUUGAGAUGGAGGGGGUUGACAUAAAGGCAAGCGGCGGAGCCGAAGAGGGAGUAAAUGCGGGCCACAUGGGACUCGGACUCACGAGGAAUUCGCUUCCAGUGGGACAGAGUGAGGGUGGAGGGGGAGGCGGGGCCUGAAAAGCGCCCAUCAAGAGGAAUGCAUACAUACACUCCAGAUGUGUAAAAGAAAGCCUGGGGAUGAGAUAGAUAGAACAGAUAGAUUGACGAUGAAAAGCUGUCAUCAGGCGAAAAGGCUGUGGCGGCGCGUCUCCACUACCAAAAUCAUUGGACUCGUCAUCUGCCAACACCCUCCCAAAAGGCAAAUACCAGAUGAGAAUGGGGUGGCGCGGAGAUGGCCUUCAGUUCCGGAUUUUUAAUUAUUUAUCAUAUUUACUCUUCCCCAUUCGUAGGUGAACUCCACCCAUUCAACCUCCCCACUGCCGCACCUGCUGCUGUUCACCAUUAUGUUACCUCUUCUUCUCCUCCUCCCUUUGCACAUGGACUCGAUCUGGAGAGUAACUGGUCUGGUCUACAGAUCUGUCUGUUGUUGUUGCCGUUGUCGAUGCUGGAGUUACAAAGGUGGAUCUCGCUUUUCGCCGGCCCGGCCAAUAAGUUCCGCUCUCUCUCUCUCUCCUCCUCCUCGCUACCCUCGUCGUCAUAGAUACUAUGCUCGAGCUUCAGAUUUCAAGCCUCGCUUCCAACUACUGGUCGCUGUAUCGCCAAUGAUGGUCAGGGAAUGAGUGCCCGCCCUUGUGACCGAUCUCAAGAAACAACAAUACGAAACGCUCCCCUCCCAUCCCUUCCCUUCCCCACCUCCUCUUUGCUCUCCCAUGUCUUCCAUGGAUGGAAAACGCUCCUUCAGCCUUCAUUUCACGGAACAUGGGGCAACUAUCACAAUGAUUACCAUUCACUCGCUCAUGGGAGGUGUUCACGAUUUCUUCCAUUUUUCAACAUUUUUCUUUUCCUUAGCAGUAAAUAUAUUCGUCGUGCACAUCACAGCAAUAGACUAACUUACGAUCUUCUAUACAAUUACUCGGAGAUCCACCAUCCCGAGCAAUACUGAACCUUUUUCUUCCACCUGUACUCGUGAGUUGCUUGUAGGCCACAUCGAGGGCUCCUCACCUAGCUUUCGGCCUCGUCUUCCUUCGAGGCGACAAUAGAGGUGCCGGUGGACAGAUAGAGAUGUAUCACGAAGAGACACUAGCUCUCUCCCCACUAGAUCGUCACCCUUGGGCUAGGCUUCCUCUCGACUUUCUGGGCCUCUCCUUUGUUUAGGUGAUUUCCCACCUCUUUUUUGGCACUUUUUCCUUUACUACUUUGAGAUUUGGGUAUACCUCGUCCUGGUGUAUGUAUUUAUACAAGAACAUUCUAG